GCGUGAAACGAACUCCAUCUCCCAUCGUUGUUUUCUCUCGGUGUGUAAUGGUAGACAACGUCAUAUCUCCGCUUUGUUUCUGCUACUGGAAGAGAGACCUCUCCGCCCUUAACAGUCUCUCUCUACAUCUCUCUGCAAACAUCUAACGAUCUCUCGCUCAAAACUCGAUCCACCGUAUAGAGAGCAAAAAUGGCAAAGAUCAAAACCCUAAUCUGACAUACAACGAACACGUUCGGCUGGUUCUCCCUGCUUAUCUGAUCCAGAUACUGGGUGGACAUGUUUGCUAUUUUGGAUUGCCUUAAUCGAACGAUACUACUGGUUUACUACACUGGUUUACGACGCUAAAUAGCUUUUCGAGGGAUUUGUAAUUAGAAUAUCUGUAGACGAGCAUAAUUUGUGACACAAGUGCUAAAACAUAUUCUGGGUAUUGCUUUGUGGAGGUGGCUUUGUGUGGUUGAAGUCAGAUUCAUUCUCUGCUUUUCUUGGCUAAGUGAAGAAGUUAUCUUUUACCAAGUGCUGCAGUAUGAGCUUCGAAAAUGAAGAUCAAAGCUCACCAGAUAAGCCCUCUGAAACAAUUUGCGAGUCUCAAAAGCAUUCGAAAAUUUCAUAUACAAGAAAUUUUCUUUUAUCAUUAAGUGAAUUGGAAAUUUGCAAAAGCUUACCUAGUGGGUUUGACCAAUCAAUACUAAGUGAAUUUGAGGAUUCCUUCCGAGGCAUACAAGAUCGGCAAAGAAUUCCUGGCAGUUUGCCACUGCAAGGUUUCAGGCGUAACGAAUAUGGAUCAUCCCCACCUACUAGAGGGGAUUCAAUUAGUUUUUCUCGGGGUGUUUAUGGAAGGUGGGAUAGUCGUUCUUCUGUACAGAAUGAUAGAGAUGGUGAUUCACAUUCUGAUCGGGAUUCGGAUUCUGGAAGGCGUUACGGCAACCAACCUCGACGGUCUUGGCAAAGUUCUGAGCACGAUGGGCUUCUUGGGAGUGGUUCUUUUCCAAGACCAUCUGGAUAUGCUGCUCCAGGGGUUUCGACUUCAAAGGUUCGAGCAGGAGAUAAUUACCAGCUCAAUAGAAGUAAUGAGCCAUAUCAUCCUCCUCGCCCCUAUAAGGCUGGACCUCACUCACGUAGAGACACUGACUCAUUUAAUGAUGAAACAUUUGGUUCUACUGACUGUACAAGUCAGGACAGAGAAGAAGAAGAAAGAAGGAGGAGAGCUUCAUUUGAGUUGAUGAGGAAGGAACAACAAAAAGCACUUCAAGAGAAGCAGAAAUUGAAGCCAGACAAUCAAAAAAAUGACCCCGUCUCAGAAUUUUCUGCAUUGCUGGAGGAUACCAAAGAUGAAAAGGGACUUUUGAAUAAAAAUGUUGAAUCAGAUGAACCUGAGAUGCUACAGGUUUUAAAUAAUGAUUCUGGCAAAUCUUCUUUUCCCUCGCGAACUCCUGCAUCCAGACCCCUUGUACCCCCAGGUUUCACAAGCACGAUUUUGGAUGGGAAUUCUGGAAUGAAAUCUUUAAUCCACACCGGUCCAGCAGAGGUUGGGGGACCUGAAAUUGAGGAAAAUCUUUCACAUUCAAAAACCAAUCCUGUGCAAAAUGGGACUCUUGAUAAUCACGAGGAGAUAAAUUCAGCCAAGGGACUGGAUUUGAGUGAGAAGGCUCAAGAAAAUAGGAGUCUUCUUUCACCAUUUGUAAACAAGGAUGAAAGGGAUGUGAAUUAUUCAUCAGCUUUGCAAGUUUCUAACAAGAAACUUGGCAUAGAUGAUAAACUUUACCAAACUUCUAGUGUUUCAGAAGCCCAUGAAAGCCUGAAUAUUGGUGAAGUAAUUGAAGUUGAUGCUGAGAAGGUGACAGGGCAUAAAUUUCUUGGUGAUUCCAAUCAGGAUCAUUCAACAUCAAUCCUAGAAAAGCUUUUUGGCGGUGCUUUAACAGUGAAUAUUGGUGGCUCCUCGGGUGUCAUUGAGCGUCAUGAUAGUAAACCAGAUGAAACAUGGAGCCCGAGUACUGUCCAGUCUUCCAAGUUUGCUCAUUGGUUUCUUGAAGAUGAAAAUAAGCCAGCAGAUGAACUUUCAUCUGGUAGGUCUAGUGAUCUGCUUUCUUUAAUUGGUGGUGGUGGGAAGGGUGGAUCCCAAGUAACUGAUGUGAUAGCUACCCAGCAAAUUCCACCAGAUUUUCCUUUCCAGAGCUCUGAAUUUAGCAACAGGAAUAUGGUAUCUAAUAUAACAUCCGCCACAACUGAGAUAUCUGAGCAGUUGAACAUUUGUAGUAAACAAGAGGCGAUUCCUUCAGUUCUUACAUGCGAAGACCUUGAACAGACAAUUCUGUCCGAGUUCACUGAAAAUAGUACAACUUCGCAGCAGCCUGUACAAGGCUGGACUGUUACUGGUUCAAAGAUUGAGCAGCCAAAAGCAGAUAUUGACAAUCAGGCAUCACAACACCUCCUUUCCUUGUUACAGAAGGGAACUGGCCUGAAAGAUGUGACACCACCUCCCACUCUUGACACUGAAUCCUCAGACAGACUGCAUCUCUUUGAUGUAGAAAAUAUUGGCAGUGAGAAUGACAUCCCAAUAGGGGCAAAUUCUGAAAAUAUUCACAAUUCAGGGAAGACCCUGACUCUUGAAACACUUUUUGGAACUGCUUUCAUGAAGGAGCUGCAGUCAGCUGAAGCACCAGUCUCUGUGCAAAGGGGCUCAGCUGGUUCUGCAAGAAUUGAUGUGUUAAAUGAUGGUCUCUUUCCUUCUUCAGUUGGUGAUAUUGGACACAACAGGGCGGGCUAUGAAAGCAAUGUUUUGGCAUCAGAUCAUAGACAGAAAACCAAGCCGGAUAAAAUUGAAAAUUGGUUAGGCUUUAAUGAUCCUCAAAUUGAAGUGGACCAAUCAAAUAUCCGAACUGAAGUACCAUCUAAACAUGGUGGCUUUGACAAGGCAAUUGAAAUUCAGUUACCUGAAGAGGAGAGCUUGAUUACAGUUGGCGAUCCUGUUAAAUCUUCACAUGCUAUAAUUAUGCCCACUGUAAAUUCAACUAUAGGUGAGUUGUUAUCCUCUAACACACCAGCUAUCGUAGCUGAGAAACUUGCCGCUCUUAAUACGAUUCUCAAAGAUGAACGAUCUAUGGUAGGUCUGGAAGGUCAACCUUUUGUUCAUGUUCCUUACGAUAUGAUGGAGCCUGAGAAUCCAUACCGCAGUCUUCAUGCCCCAGAAUCUUCUCCACAAUUUCGUCCUCAGAUGAAUCAUGGGAGGCCAUCAUUCCAUCCAUUAGAUUCUCACCCUGCUCAUGUUAAUUCCCAGAUGAAGUUCAUGGCUCCGGAGAGCAUCAUCCGUCAUGAUGCUGCACCCAAUCAUCCAUUUCCUGCAAAUAUGCUUCGCCCUCCUUUCCAUCACUCGACCACAGGGUUAAUGGGGUUUGAUCCUCUUAGUCAGCAUCCUAUGUUACAGCAGAUGCAAAUGUCAGGCAGUUUCCCCCCACCUCACCUACUACGGGAAUUUCCGAGGGGUGCUCCACUCCCUCCUCAAUCCAGCAAGCAGGCAGUUGGUUUGAUGCAGGAACCAAACACAAUACAAGGGUUUCCUUUUGGUCACCAGCAACCAAAUUUUGGUGGCCUUGGAAUGCAACUGCCAGCUCCUGAUGCUAGUGUCGGAAGCAAUCAUCCAGAAGCAUUCCAAAGGCUUAUGGAGAUGGAACUAAGGGCAAAUUCCAAACAGAUACAUCCUUUAGCAGCCCCCGGCCGUAGCCAGGGGAUGUAUGGCCACGAGCUUGACAUGGGUUUUCGGUAUAGAUAGUCGUCUAUUUCCAUCUCUGCGUCUGGAUUGGAGGUCAGGUGUAGUUUGCUUAUUGUAGGAAGGACAGAGUGGAACUGGUGUAAAUUAUUGUUUUGGUUACACAAUUUCGUAUUUUGCUUUUGUUUGUCGUUUUCAGAAGAAACUGGAAAAAAAAAAAAAAAAAAAAAAUUGAAGAAAAGAAGAAAAAGAGAGUUCUAUCAGAACAUUUUGCUCGUGCCAUGCAUGAUAUGGUUGGAGCUUUCUUUGGCUCAACAGUAAGCACUAUAGUGUAUGGUAGCAUUGAACUGCGUUGCAAGAGCAUUUUUAUUCCACUCAGUUGGCCAUGCAGGGCUUCAAGCAUCUUCAUGUUCGGAUGAUUGCAGAUAUCUAUCUGACAGGAAUGUAGCGUAUUGUUUUUAUCUCUUCCGUGCAAUAAUGUUUUGUUCAGUGUUUACUGGUGUCUGUAAGUGCUAUUCCUAUUGCGCUUUAUAUUCUGCCCAUUUGGCGAAGAUGACAUAAAAGUAGCCCUUUUUGAGUUCCUUAUCCUUA
Cornus florida is the source of this 4294-nucleotide messenger RNA. RefSeq lists its product as uncharacterized. The record is from RefSeq and is a predicted model, not a curated record. Lineage: Eukaryota; Viridiplantae; Streptophyta; Magnoliopsida; Cornales; Cornaceae. The transcript is spliced from 11 exons. Bases 524 to 3766 code for a protein of 1080 amino acids.